Messenger RNA from Hippocampus comes (tiger tail seahorse), 4970 nucleotides. RefSeq names its product GLIS family zinc finger 2b (gene glis2b). Gene Ontology annotation, cellular component: nucleus. Gene Ontology annotation, biological process: regulation of transcription by RNA polymerase II. The coding region runs from base 671 to 2134 and encodes 487 amino acids. Gene Ontology annotation, molecular function: DNA-binding transcription factor activity, RNA polymerase II-specific; RNA polymerase II cis-regulatory region sequence-specific DNA binding. Lineage: Eukaryota; Metazoa; Chordata; Actinopteri; Syngnathiformes; Syngnathidae. The transcript is spliced from 7 exons. The record is from RefSeq and is a predicted model, not a curated record.
ACACGUCGAGAGCCGGAGAGGGAGGCGGAGCCGUAAGCACGCCGUGAGCUGGCAGAAGCUUUUUGGACUCCGCUGGGCUGCUCCUCCUGACGGGGCUGGGCUGCUGGCGGGCAAGACGGGCAGACGGCGGCGGCGGGGGAAGACGAGCCGCCGGACACGGAUACCCUUCCCUGCCGCGAAGACGACGAAGAAGAAGCGGCACAAACCGCCUUGCCAGCCACCAAUUUCGACCACCAGCAGCCAGCAGCCCUCGCUCCGUGUGCGCGUGUGUGCGUGUGUCUCCUCCGACUUGACCAGCGUUGCCAUCGAGCGAUGCGCUUCGACGACCACCAGGAGAUCCACCUUUCGGGUUUGCUUUUGCUUGCCCGCACAUUUUGACUGUUGACAAUCGCUCUCGCGCGAGCACGAGCAACAAAACGGAGGGCUGUCAACUUGGACCGGUCUUGUCUUUAAUUCUUGCUGGAUGCGCUUGGGAGUAACAAAAGGCGAGAAUGUUGUGGGAAGGGACCGCCUCUCCGGACACCUAACAUUCAUGACACUUCGCUGCAUAUUUGCCUUUCAUUGAAAGAAGAGGGGAGGACUACAUUGACGAAGAGUCGCCUGGUUCGGCUCUGAGCAGCAGGCGGGACUUUGCUUUGGCCGAGUUUGGAGGCGCUUUGAAGGUGUGGUCAUGCUUUCCCUGGACGAGCCACUGGACCUGAAACUCCCUCGGCGGACCAACGGAUGGGACCGUGGGUCGCGUUCACCGACUCUCUCGCCGACGAUCCCCAAAAGGGCUCGCCAUUUGCGCAUGACGGACGAUGGUACCGCGGUCAUCGAUCCCGCCUCCCCGGCAUCCCCGCACACAGGUGUGCAGGUCGUCUCCCACGACCGAACAGAUACCCCCACGCCUCCUGCAGUGGAUCUGAGCAUGUCUCCUUCCUCCCUUCGCCACACGCCCACCUCACCCGAGAUGACCAAUGGGAGCUACGCUACCGCAGUGACUUCCCAGCUGUCGCAAGCCUUUCAGUUUUUUGUGCCGAUCGGAGCUGGGGCGGGACUUCACCUGCCGUCAUCCAUGUUCGUUGGCCAGACGAGCGAUAAAAGGGCCUCCCCCGACCUCUCGUCAGAUGAACAGCUGGCUUGCCGCUGGAAGAAGUGCCGCCUGCUCUUUGACUCUCUUCAAGACCUAGUGGACCAUGUCAACGACUUCCACGUCAAACCGGAGAAGGAGACAGGGUACUGCUGCCAUUGGGAGGGCUGCGCUCGCAAAGGGAGGGGGUUCAACGCCAGGUACAAGAUGCUUAUCCACAUCCGCACGCACACCAACGAGAAGCCUCACCGCUGUCCCACUUGCAACAAGAGCUUCUCGCGCCUCGAGAACCUCAAGAUACACAACCGCUCACACACGGGUGAAAAGCCCUACAUCUGCCCGUAUGAGGGCUGCAACAAGCGCUACUCCAACUCAAGCGACCGCUUCAAACAUACGCGCACACAUUAUGUGGACAAGCCCUACUACUGCAAAAUGGUGGGCUGCCUGAAGCGCUACACAGACCCGAGUUCUCUCCGCAAGCACAUCAAGGCCCACGGCCAUUUUGUGGCGCAGGAGCAGGGCUCGCCGGGCGGAGUGGGGUCCUUGCUGAAGGGAAGUCAAAGUGGGGGCUUCGCUAGCGGAGGGGUUAAUGAGUCAGAGAUGUCCUACGUGAGUGGGGCUCACAUUAUCAUUCCAGGGUCAGGGGCCGCUCUCCUGGGGGCCCACACUCUUCAGGGCCUGGGCGGAGCUCUUCCCAUGUCCCCCCUCAGUCCUCGGCCCCUGGACCUCAGCACGUUGGGUUGCCCUAACUCCCCCCCAGGCAGCUUGGGAGGGGCUCCUGCCCUAUCGUUCAGUGGCUCCCCGCUCACCCUGGCCAAGUCACCCUUGCUCUCUACGGCGUUCGCCUCCUCAACCCUUGGCAUGUCCAUGGUGCCCAUGCCGGGGGCGGGCGCCGAGCGCAGGGCCCCGAGCCUGCAGGCCAAGAGGGGUCGAGGGGAGGAGGCUGAGAAGGAGGUGACUGGGGGGGUGCUUAACCUUUCCACAGGAGGGUCUUAUGAUUCUUUGUCCUGGGUGGUCAUCCCCCCGGGCGCUGUGGUGCUCAAGCCAGCUGUGGUCAACUGAUACAUGCGUACACAUUCCAGAAGAGCUCACGGGGUCGGGACGGGACGGGAGGGUGGUGGGGUGGAUCGGGUCGCACAAUAGCUUCAAAGAGUGCGGCAUAUGUACAACAAUAUGGAGACCAUAUUUGAUGAAAGUUGCAGAACGCAGGCCUCUUCGGUUGUCAAGGGGCUCAAGAAGAUUUCUAGAACAGCCCGAAAAGGGCUCCUUGCUUUUCUAAUUUUGUACAUUCCUUCAUUCCUUGUUUGCCGGUUCUGUGGACGGAGCCCAUGAACGUGAAAGUCUUAUACAAGUCCUUCUAUUCUUUGCAGUAUUUAUAAAAGAUUAUCGACCGUGUGCCUCUAGCCAAGCAGUGAGAUAGACAAAGCCCGCAAAGAAACACAAGGACGCACUCAGCGCUGGGCAAAUGUGCACGUUUUUUUUUUUAAACUUUGAAACAUAGAAUGUACAGGCUUCUGUGAUUCGUACGAUUCCGACGAACUUGCCAAACCAAAGCAAGUGAACGUAAAGCGUCUUAAACGGUUCAGUUACAUACAGCACUUAAAAAAAAAAAUUUAAAAAAAAGGUUAGCGUCACAAAAUCUCAAAACUGCUGCUAACCUCUUCGUGUGACUGGGAGCGAGUCUCUUUUGACAAUCUUUCCCCAUUUCGGGGAGGCCAACUAACACCGACAAGCCUGGUCCAGGGAAAUUUCUUGCCAGGCAUUGUAGAUUGCUUUUACAGCGAUCCCGAGAACAGACAAAUGGUGUUAGAGCACCUGGCAAAGACCAAUAAUCACUUCCUCUCAAGAAAACGGAAGGCACUGCUGUUUGGCUCCCCACAGUGGCAGGAUGAGGGGCACAACAUGCCACGGGACAGAAUUGGCACAGUUUCUUGCUCCUGGAUUGUCCAGCUGCUUUCCCGUAAUGGAAUCAACACGGCCAGUUUGUGUAUGAAAGGCCCACUGUGCCGAUAAACACUGCUGUCUUGUGUUUUCUUUAAAGAGUGACCCGGCUGAAAACCAGCUGGGAAAAAACACGCACGGCCGGCCCGGCCGUUCACUGUUUCACCUCUUGGUGGAAGUUUUGUCCUGCGUUCAACCAACUGUGCCAAAAAUAGUAAAGCGGCCAAAGUGAGAUGUUCAUAUUUGGCUGGAAGGGGGUCCAAACAUUCAGUGCCAAGUCCAGCUGGACUGAAAGUGAAGCCACACUAGACCAAACUGCCUCAUUUGAACAACAAGAAGAAAAAAAUAUCUUCUGGAAACGAGUGAUCAUAAUUUGAUCAAGCAGUCGCCAUGCACUUAGCAUAGAUGCCAUUUCUUCCUCUACGGUUUAUCAAAUGUUGUUGAUUUUAGUUUUUUUGAGGGGGUGGGGGCUACCAAGUGUGCAAAAUGGCAGAGGAGAGCCAGAGAGAACAUACAGAACAUUCCCUGAAGAUACUUCUAUUUCCUCCUCCCUCCAUCUGUUCCAUUGGAAGCCUUUCCUUGGCUGGCAUCCAUCUCGAGAAAUCCGUUGUUGCCAUCUUGCAUAUAUAUUUCAUCUCUUCGUUUUGGACGAGACAUUUUUUUUCCCAUUGGUGUGAAUUUUCUCCUCUGUGGAAAAGCUUCUCUGACUUGAGGUUCUCUGCUGCCUCGAUGCUGAGUCUAGAGGAGGACGACAAAGGCGGUGUGGGAUUUUCCCAUUGAAUUCCAGAUUUGCUUCAAGCGUGGCCACACGUACCAAACCAAUCAAGCGAGGACAGGCGAGUCUCAAUGGUGGUGUCGGUUUUAACCUACGUUGGGGUUCGUGGAUGCUGUUUCCCCGAUUAGCCACUGGGAACAAACAAAUGCCUGCCUCAAAUUGACCUCUUCCUUUCCUAUCAUGAAAAAGUGUAAUGAUCUAAGUUCCUGGGUUGCGCCGUUCAAAUGUGGACAUUUAACUCCCCGACCUGCCCUGAUUAGAGAAAAUAGUCAUUAAAAAUCAUAUGGGGCCGGUCCUUAGGCUGAAGAGAACCUCUCGGCAUGAGCGAUGUCAUCAGAAGCAGGUGCUCAGUUGGCUAGACGUUUGCGUUCCCAUGGCAACAGUGAACCCCCUCGCAAAUGCGGCGGUGGCUUUUCUCGUCCUCCUCUACUUGACAGCCGCUCCUCGGCAGGUUAAUCUGAGGACAGCUGCGGCUCGGUGGCAAAGAUGGGGAUGACGCGACGCGGAUCCUUGUAGGUUUCACACCGUUUCCAUAGCAAAUAAGCUCCAUUCGUCAGUUCAACCCCUCCCGUUUGUAACAAAGUUGCACUUUUUUUGAUCCCCGUCGUGGGAGGCUCGUACGUCCUGUGUGGAGCUUCGUUCAUGGCGUCCUAUUUGUAAAAUAUCCGCAAGAAUUUUAAUACAUUCUGCAAAUGGUACCAAUGCUCCAGAUUUGGAACUACUCCCGCAACAUGUUGUGGACACUGGGAGUGGUGAUGGGUUUUCACAAGCUCAGUGUCAUUUUAAAAAGGGGGUGCCGUUGACUGGAGGGCUACAGUGUUGCACAAAGGGUUAAUAGGCAAGACUAAGGCCAGUCGAGGCCUGUUCCAAGUUUUUUUUUUUUUUUGCACAUUUGAAUUGAGAUAUCCUGACAGUAUUUUCAUUUUUCCAAGUGCCUUUUUUUUUUUUUUUACUAUAGGUAAAAUAUAGAAGUUCAACAUUAUAUGCUGUUCAAAAAAAAAGAGCGGAUUUUUAUAAAAUAUAGAUAUAUUUUUUUCCUGGUUUCAUGUUCUGUGGUCGAACAUGCAAUAAUUUUAGUUAAGUCUCCAGUUGCUACAACAUAGCAGCAUUCUCCUGUUUUAGAGGAAUUUUAUUACGAUAUUGGUAUAAAUGUCAAAAGAAGUGUUGAAUAAAACUGCAUUU